AAUAAUUCAAGUCAAGUUUAAGAAAUAAAUUAUAUUGAAAAUGGUGAAGUUCUCGCUCGACGAAAUACGUGGCUUAAUGGAGCAGCGGCGUAAUAUACGCAACAUAUCCGUUAUAGCACAUGUUGAUCAUGGUAAAUCGACAUUGACGGACUCUUUGGUCUCCAAGGCUGGCAUUAUAGCUGGCGCCAGGGCGGGCAAUAUGCGAUUCACCGACACUCGCAAGGACGAACAGGAGCGAUGCAUUACGAUUAAGUCAACUGCCAUCACAAUGUAUUUUGAGCUACAGGACAACGAUUUGGGCUUAAUUACACAGGAGGAUCAACGCGAAAAGGACACAAAUGGAUUUCUAAUUAAUUUGAUAGACUCACCCGGACAUGUGGACUUCUCCUCGGAGGUAACGGCUGCUCUGAGAGUGACCGAUGGUGCUCUCGUCGUUGUUGAUUGCGUCUCCGGUGUCUGCGUGCAAACGGAGACGGUUCUGCGCCAAGCGAUUGCGGAGCGCAUUCGACCCAUUCUCUUUCUGAAUAAAAUGGAUCGUGCUCUGCUCGAGCUACAACUGGACACGGAAGAGCUGUAUCAAACAUUCCAGCGCAUUGUGGAGAAUGUAAACUUGAUAAUUGCCACCUAUAACGAUGAUAGUGGACCCAUGGGUGAAGUAUCCGUCGAUCCAGCGAAGGGUUCCGUUGGCUUCGGUUCGGGUCUGCACGGCUGGGCCUUUACCCUCAAACAAUUCGCCGAAAUGUAUGCCGAUAAAUUUAAGAUUGAUGUGGGCAAGCUGAUGAAACGACUCUGGGGCAGUAAUUUCUUCAACACGAAAACAAGAAAGUGGCAAAAGCAACUGGAUGCGGACAGUAAACGAUCAUUUUGCCUAUACAUAUUGGAUCCCAUAUACAAGGUAUUCGAUGCUAUAAUGAACUACAAGACGGAAGAGAUAGCCGGCUUGCUGGAGAAGAUCGGUGUAAAGCUGCUGCCGGAGGAGCAGGAUCAGCAGGGAAAAGUGCUGUUGAAGACCGUGAUGAGAAAUUGGUUGCCGGCUGGAGAAACGCUGUUGCAGAUGAUCGCCAUCCAUUUGCCAUCACCCGUGGUGGCACAAAAAUAUCGCAUGGAAAUGUUGUACGAAGGUCCACAGACCGAUGAAGCAGCGGUCGCCAUUAAGAACUGUGAUGCCGAGGGACCACUGAUGAUGUACAUCUCAAAAAUGGUGCCCACCUCAGAUAUCGGAAGAUUCUAUGCUUUUGGUAGGGUGUUUGCCGGCAAGGUAUCUACUGGACAGAAGUGUCGCCUCAUGGGACCCAACUAUGUGCAUGGCAAGAAGGAGGAUCUGUGUGAGAAGGCCAUCCAGCGCACAGUUUUAAUGAUGGGUCGCACUGUGGAGGCCAUUGAGGAUGUGCCAGCAGGCAAUAUCUGCGGUCUAGUGGGUGUGGAUCAAUUCCUGGUUAAAACGGGCACAAUAACAACGUUCAAGGAGGCGCACAACAUGAAGGUCAUGAAGUUCUCCGUGUCGCCCGUUGUCCGAGUUGCUGUUGAGCCCAAGAAUCCUGCCGAUUUGCCCAAGCUAGUCAUCGGUCUAAAGCGUCUGGCCAAAUCCGAUCCGAUGGUGCAGUGCAUCAUUGAGGAGUCGGGCGAACAUAUUAUUGCCGGUGCCGAUGAAUUGCAUUUGGAGAUCUGCAUCAAAGAUCUGGAAGAGGAUCAUGCCUGCAUACCACUAAAAACAUCCGAUCCUCUGGUAUCUUACCGCGAAACAGUUUUGGAGGAGUCCAAUCAGUUGUGUCUGUCCAAAUCGCGCAACAAACAUAAUCGUUUGACCAUGAAGGCUCUGCCCAUGCCGGAGGGAUUGCCAGAGGACAUUGAUAAUGGCGUAGUCACAGCACGAGAUGAAUUCAAGAAGCGUGCACGUUACUUGAACGAGAAGUACGCCUAUGAUGUGAGUGAGGCGCGCAAGAUCUGGUGCUUCGGUCCUGAUUGCAAUGGACCUAAUAUCAUUGUGGACUGCACCAAGUCGGUGCAGUAUCUGAAUGAGAUCAAGGACUCGGUCGUUGCCGGUUUCCAGUGGGCCGCCAAGGAGGGCGUCCUGGCUGAGGAGAAUUUACGUGGUGUACGCUACGAUAUACACGAUGUAACGGUGCAUGCGGAUGCAGUGCAUCGCAGUGGCAGUCAGAUUAUUCCGACCACGCGACGCUGUCUAUAUGCCGCAGCAAUAACAGCGAGUCCUCGUCUCUUGGAGCCCGUUUAUCUGUGUGAGAUUCAGUGCCACAAUUUGGCCGUUGGCGGCAUCCACAAAGUGCUGAGCAGAAGACGUGGUCAUGUCUUUGAGGAGGCCCAAGUGCCGGGCACACCCAUGUAUGUGGUCAAGUCCUAUCUGCCGGUCAAUGAAUCAUUUGGCUUCACGGCCGAAUUGCGCACCAAUACACGUGGUCAGGCAUUUCCGCAAUGUGUGUUCGAUCAUUGGCAAAUGCUGCCCGGAGAUCCCUGCGAGCUCAACAGCAAACCCUAUCAGAUUGUGCAGGACACGCGCUUGCGCAAGGCUUUGAAACCAGGAUUGCCGGAACUUUCACUGUAUUUGGAUAAGUUAUAGAGAGAAAAUUACUGAUCUUUAAGUUGAUCCAUGACUGGUUUUUAAAUUAAUACUCUUUAUUUUCCACUCUUUUCAUAUUUAUGUAUUUAUUCAUGAACCACUUCU
Molecule: messenger RNA, 2680 nt
Organism: Drosophila grimshawi
Lineage: Eukaryota; Metazoa; Arthropoda; Insecta; Diptera; Drosophilidae
Product: eukaryotic translation elongation factor 2
Exons: 3
Coding region: 41-2575 (844 amino acids)
Biological process (GO): translational elongation
Cellular component (GO): ribonucleoprotein complex; cytosol
Molecular function (GO): ribosome binding; translation elongation factor activity; GTPase activity
Source: RefSeq, a predicted model, not a curated record